This is a messenger RNA of Varroa destructor (honeybee mite), 6403 nucleotides long. RefSeq names its product angiotensin-converting enzyme-like. Gene Ontology annotation, molecular function: peptidyl-dipeptidase activity; metallopeptidase activity. The record is from RefSeq and is a predicted model, not a curated record. Gene Ontology annotation, cellular component: membrane. Gene Ontology annotation, biological process: proteolysis. Lineage: Eukaryota; Metazoa; Arthropoda; Arachnida; Mesostigmata; Varroidae.
GACUCCUGGUGCGUCCAAAAUGCAGGCCACUAUUUUAGUGUGUUGCUACGUUGUCUGCAUCGGCUGCACAGUCGGUGCUCUAGUCGGAGAAUCACAAAAAACACAAGACGAAUGCGACGGCAAAAUAACUUUGAACGAUGAAACGAUCUCAACACAACAAUUGGAGGCUCGUAAGUGGCUGAACUUGUACGAGACGGAGUAUCUCCCGCUCUGCUUAGAAGCGACAGAAGCAGCCUGGGAACAAGCAAGCAACAUUACUGACUACAACUCCAUGAAAAAUGCCGAGGCAUCACAAAAAAUGGUUAAGUUUACCGGCAACAAGGGUCGCGAAGCCCAAAAAUUUGCAUGGAAGCAGUUUAAAGAUCCGGAGUUGAAACGUAUUUUCAAAUCACUUAGUAAUUUGGGCGUCGCCGCAUUACCGCAAGAAAAAACUGCAGAGAUGAUAAGACUGAGGCAGGAGAUGGAAUCAAAUCACGCGAAAACAAAGGUUUGCCCUUAUCGAAAGCCAAAUGAGCCGCCCGCUAGCCCAGAAGAAUGUACUUUAGGGCUUGAGCCCGAAAUAAAAGAAAUCCUUGAGCAAUCACAAGACUAUGAUGAGCUUCUUCAUGUAUGGUCACAGUUCCGUGACAAAGCAGGUAAACCUGUCAAGAACAAAUGGUUGAAGGUUGCAAGCAUACUAAACGAAGGUUCACGGGCCAACGGCAGGAAGGACUACACCGAGGAUUUACUUGAGACGUAUUACGAACAGUCGCCCAAUUUUGAAAAAGACCUCGAGGAUCUGUGGAUUACGUUGAAACCGCUGUAUCAACAACUGCAUGCUUAUGUUAGAAGUAAAUUAAUUAUCAUGUACCCUGGAAAAAUUAAGGAAGAUGGGCCUAUUCCUGCUCAUCUUGUCGGUCACAUUCAUGCGCAACACAUCUCAAUCAAAGGUUUGGAACCAUUUAAGGGUCGACCCACAGUAGACGUAACCGACGCAAUGGUAAGAAAAGGCAUGAAACCGCGCGAUUUGUUUAAAUUGUCGGAAGAGUUUUUUAAUUCGCUUGGCCUUAAACCUAUGACAGACGAGUUCUGGAAUCGUUCUCUUCUCGAAAAGCCCAGCGAUGGCCGAGAACUGGUGUGCCAUGCGAGUGCAUGGGACGGUUGUGGUACAAACCUGGUUCGUAUCAAGCAAUGUACGCGAGUGAAAAUGUCAGACCUAAUAGUAGCACACCACGAGAUGGGGCAUAUUGAGUAUUAUUUGCAAUAUCAAAAAUUGCCAUCAUACUACCAAUCAGGCGCGAAUCCAGGCUUUCAUGAGGCCGUAGGUGAUACGUUGGCACUAUCAGUGUCUACACCAAAACAUUUGCAGGCUAUAAACUUACUUGAAGAAAGCGAAAUGACUGAAGAAGAUACUCUUAACUACCUAAUGAGCAUUGCACUCGACAAGAUAGCCAUAUUACCUUCGGCAUAUUUCUUCGAUAAUUGGAGAUGGAACGUUUACCGAGGCAAUUAUGCAGCGGAGAGAUUAAAUGACGAAUGGUGGAAACUACAGCUCGAGUAUGCCGGUUACUGCCCGGCAGUUCGUCGCAGCAAGGAUGAUUUUGAUCCCGCUUCGAAAUAUCACAUUUCCUCUGGAACGCCAUAUAUUCGAUACUUUGUAGCCAAUAUUCUGCAGUUUCAGUUCUACGAAGCACUGUGUGACGCAGCAGGCCAUCGCGGAUUGUUGCACGAAUGCGAUUUUUAUCGGUCGAAAGAGGCAGGUAAGCUGAUGGGAGAUAUGCUUGCGCUCGGUUCGUCCAAGCCUUGGCCUGAGGCACUCAAAGCGAUCACGAACGGAAAAACAGGUAAAAUGGACGCUCGGCCCAUUCUACGGUAUUUCCAACCACUAUAUGACUGGCUUAUCAAAUAUAACAUGGGCAAACCUGUAGGUUGGACAUCGCCCGAUCCCAAUAUCUGUCCGAAGCCAUGACUGCCCUCUGGCUACGGAAAGACAAUUUUCAAAACGCACUCAUGUCUCAAGACACGUUUGUGUAAGGUUGCAGGCUUAAUAAUGCAGUACAUUUAUCCUCAAAAAGCAGCAGAUGUUGUUUGAGUUGUAAAAUUAAAUACACAGAGGCGCCGGUCGUGUACAUAAUUCAUAAUUUAAGUGGUCAACUAAUAAAAUAGUCAGUGUAUAAAGCUAAUUGGAGCUACACGGCACACGCGUAGGCAAAGAUAAAUGCUAAAGUAAAUAAAUAGUAUUUUGAUGAAAUAUUCAUUAUAUAGAUCUUUUAGAUUAUAUAUUAUAAGUACAUUUGGUCUCGAAGAGCUCAAUUUUUCCGCGAAUUUUAUGGAUUCCCAACUAAGUUAGAUGUUUUAAAAUCACUUCUGAGAUCGUGCCAAAGCGCAAACAAUGAAAAUAUCUAAUUAGUUAAACCCAGUAUGUGCAACCUGUUGUAUAGUUUAAAAUCAACAGCCUUGCAUAGGUCAACAAUCGAUGGCCUUACAAUACUGUCCUUUAUUACCUGGAAUAAUAUUACAGCGAGCAGCAGCUUUUAACUUGUUACAUACUUUCUUAAUUGCUAAAAUGUUCCCUCUCAGAUACGGUGGUCAUACUUGGGAACUAUAUGACAUCCUCCAUAUUAUUAUGGAUGAAACAUUGAAGCAUUUAUUGUACAACUAUACGUACUUCAUCAAAAGCGAACAUUUUUAUUUCGAAUAAAAAAAUGGUUCAUUUGCUUGUGUAUCUUAAUUUUGAUUUCAUCAUAAAAUAAUCAUGUAAAGUAUAAUAAAUAAAAAUAUUUUUGUCUUUUUGACUGAAUUUCAAAUCAAUUCGGCAUAGUUGUGGCUGAAUCUCGGUUAUGCAGAGACUAACCUCAUUCUUUGAAUUCCGUGUCAUCAUGGGUUCGUUGACAUAAAAUUUUAACUCGAAAAAAUCUUGAAGAAAGAAGCGCAAAAACAUAAAUUGUACGAUCCAAACAGUCAAUUUCGUAGCCCAAACAAGAUACUGCGCGACGAAGGAAUGUCUCGAUCUCUAAAGGCAUUGUUUUAAGUGAUGUGUGGCAAGCAGAACUAUUCUCUUGAAACAUAUCUUUGAGAUUCAUAUCAGGCACUCAAAGGACAAAAAACUAGAAAAUCAUGCCCCAAUACCGCCUACCAUUAAUUGUUCAUGUGUUUCUGGUAGCAUGUUCGAAGAAAAACGGCUUAAUAGCACUUCAUAGCCAAAAUUCAAACAGAGUGGCACGGUUAAGAGUAAAUUUCCUUCAACGAAACACAGAUGCGACAAUUUUGCUUGUUUACAAAGCCAUCGACAUGGAAGUGGGUUUUAUCACUGAAGAUUCUUCGGUUGGAAAAAUCACUCAUUUACUUGUUGUUAUUUUUGUUCAGUUACUAGCACUUUCUUCGCUUUGUGUGGCCUGUAUAUUGAGGUUUUGAGUUAUUUGUAUUUUGGAAGUAUGAAGAUGUAAAUUUGCUUCGAGAACACGCUGCAUAGUUCUUCUUACAUGUUGCAUUUUUGAGCACGAUAUCAAAUGGAUGUUCCUGAACUCGCUCCUACAAUCUUGCAAACAGCCAUGAUAUUUUUUGCUAAACAAGCCAAUAAAUCGACCCAGCCUGUUCGAAUCUUUCGAUUAUUCUUUUUGCAUUUGAAAUACUUUAUCUACCAAAAAUUAAACGUAACUUUUAGGUCGUAGCAGUUAAGCUUUCACUCAUAUGAAAUAAUGUUGAACAAUAGGAAUGUGCUGUUGUGCCAUAAUGGCUCGACCGUCGAAGUAUAGCAGAAGAACGGUGCUGUAUCAGAAUUAUCCACUCUUGUAUAUACAUAUGCAUGCUUUUAUGCCAAAUGAUUCGCCCCAAGUGGUCCUAAAUAUGAUCUUAUGUUAUAUUUAUUACCCACCUCCUUCCUCCCACCAAGUUAUUGUACCUUCACUAUAAUUUCAGUACUAACGAACAAAAGAAACAUGAGGUAUUUUGAAUAUCUGAGAAAUAGUAAUACAUAAUUAAUUUGCUUAGUUAGCUGUGAGGGUGAUAAAAUAACAGUCGAGCUACUAUAUUACGUAAGUACCUAACAAAGCUCUUUGGCGCAUAAUUGACGUCUAUGAAAGAGUUUUUAAAUUUAAUACUAUUCCGACAUAUUUGGAGCGAAUAUUAGUAAAUCGUUAGUGCUGUAUUAAUAGGAAAUGCUUUCAAUUACUAAUUUUUUUAAUAAUCGACCUACAGAAAUAUUUGCAAUUUGCAAAGAUUUUCCGUUGUUCGAUGUAGAAAUCGCCAGGUCGGCUUUGUCGAAACCGGCUAGCUGCAACUUCGAGCUGCUUCGAAUAUCCGUCGUCUGUACAUGGCACCCACCUACGUAUCAGUGGCAUUAAACAGUUGCCCUCUUUAUUAUCGAGCUCGACGGUGGAAGAUUUUGCCAGUUAUAUUCUUGCAGCUAUAGAGCUCCCAGGGUGCUUCUCUCGGCAGCCAAACCAUAACUGCUGUGUUUAACGCUCGCGUGGAUAGAUCUGACUGAAAUUGCACAUCAGCGCUCCCAAACAGAUUGCGGAUUGUGGCGCGGGAUUAUCAAACAAAGCUUGAUACAGAUAUUUGAGAGACACGCCGGUAGUGCGGCUAUUGAUGUAUUAGAGACAAAUGCUACACCAGAUCAAUUUAGUUUCCUUGAAUGGAAUAAGCUAUACGAACAUAUAUGAACGGACAUUUUUAUUGACACAAAUCACGUGGUGCCAGUAGCAUUGUCCCUGACUGUUAGUGAUCAAGUCGUGCAGCAUCGUCUGGGGAUCAGAAAGCAUCCUAAAGAGCACAUGGAAGUAGUCUAAGCACCUCAUGCCAUUUAGAUAAAGGACUACGUGCAUUACCUCGUCAAAGUUCUACAGUCAUUUGUCCGAUUCGCUACGCCCAGCAAACAUAUACUUCGGUUCGACAAUUUCUGUUGCCUUGCACGAAGAGUCUACAACGCUUUUAAAGCAAAUAAAACCUGCGGCUUGCUUUGAUAGAUAUUUACAAGUAAACCUAGUGGUGCUUUGUACACUCACACAUACAAAUAUUUAAAUAGAUAUAUAUGCACGUACACUUAUUUCUCUUUGACUUACUCGGAGCAUUCAUUGCAUUAAUUAUUACCAUAGAAAAGCUUAUUAAAUAGCUUUUGCAGCACUGUUAACAUCCUUUUAAAUCUAUUUAUUACUAAUUCCUAAUUCAUGCUGCCGGAGGAAACAGAUGGUCACUUAUUAUUUAUAGGUAACCAAAAAUAAAACUGGUCGGGCAUUAGGUGUGGGCUGAUGAGGUCAUGCUUCUCGAUGAUGCAGUUGUAGAACGCAUAGCAUUACCUUGCAGAAGAUCGGUGUUUGGCUAGGAUGCUUUUUGAUAAGGUGACGACAAGGGUAGAAAAAAUAGGGAACCUCAAGCGGAAAGAGGGUAUCGAUAUUAAGUAGCCUUUGACAAGGUCUGUCAUUAAUGAUGCAAGGGUCAGCUGUCUGUCUCGGCAGCAAUAACAAACUCUACGAGAUGUUUCCGUAUCUUCCUAUUGAAGUAUUUAACGGUAAUUGUUCGGAGGCCACUGCGAUUAUCAAUCGGUGACUUGAGAUCCUUAAGAUGCUUAAGAUUGUAUUGUAUCUGUAUAAAUUCAGAAUUAGUCCGUUCAGCUAGGCUAUUAUUCCUUCCGUUCCAUCCCGGAAGAGUUAAUCCUUCUAACAUAACCUUAGUCGCAAAAGCCGUGCGCUUCACGAUAUCAUCGUAUGUCUUCUAGAAACCAUCAUGGUUAAGUUUUAAUACAGGAUCUUUGAGAAGAAUAUGGGAUAUAUCCGACGUCGUAGUCUUACGAAGCACUAUUAACCAAUUCAGUCAAUUUGAAAAUAGACAACGUAGAGUAGGCGAAAUCAGUUGAGUAAGAGAUUGCAGCGUUCAAAGGUAGAAUCAUAAUACAACAAGAUUACGGGCAGCUAAGUUAGCGGACGUGGGUGAGGAUGGGAAGCGGGUCGUGCGCCGGGACCUUAAAGUUAAAAAUUCAAAGCUAAAAAAGUUAAAAGUCUAUGCCAAUAGGUAUCGUAUUGGCGUACUAGUGAUAAGAGGUUGAGGAGCCUGAAAAUUUGCGUCACAAGAACCUAGGAUAAGUUCUGAUGCUGAAAAGUUCAAAAUUGAUGGUGUAGAUGUCAGGUCCGAACCAAACUAGCGCCUCGAAUAGGAGUAGCGGCACGAGCCAGCGUUAGAAUAGUUGUCUAUAGAUGAGCUGGAACAAGCAUCAUCACUAGUUGUGCUGUGGGCUGAUUGGGAAGCGCUACGGUUGAUAUUUAAUAUUCCAAAUCUUUUUGAGACUGGCUAGAAUUACGGCAUCAAAAGGUGAUAUUAAAAGCAUUUAAGUCAACACUAUUCCUCUGGAAUUGCAAUACGUUACUGAAAUAAUCUGUUGUUUCAGUAACAGAGGCACCACCCAUAUUAUAUUGUUAUAAAUCAAAUU